Toxotes jaculatrix (banded archerfish) is the source of this 3128-nucleotide messenger RNA. Its product is annotated as cytoplasmic polyadenylation element-binding protein 4-like. The transcript has 12 exons. The record is from RefSeq and is a predicted model, not a curated record. The coding region runs from base 300 to 2543 and encodes 747 amino acids. Gene Ontology annotation, biological process: negative regulation of cytoplasmic translation. Gene Ontology annotation, cellular component: nucleus; cytoplasm; synapse. Lineage: Eukaryota; Metazoa; Chordata; Actinopteri; Toxotidae. Gene Ontology annotation, molecular function: mRNA 3'-UTR binding; translation factor activity, RNA binding; mRNA regulatory element binding translation repressor activity.
ACGGAGCCGCCAGCGUUAACGAAAAGUCGAGGGACGUUGUAGCCGUUGAAUGCGCUUUAUUGCCUCCCGGCUGGUUUGCAAAUAUGCUACAACGUCGCUGCGGUUAUCUGCUAUUAUGCUAGCCUAGCGGCUCGGUGAAGGGAACUACCCCAGAUUCAGAGCAGACAGGAGACGUCAUCAACAUUUUCCUGUAUUUAAAUGGUUGCGUACGAAGAGGUCAUUGCUGAAAAAGGAAGAUUAUUCGGAUUAAGAAGACGGUGUAAGCCAAAAGUCAACUGAAGAUUUACUGGGUGUCCUAAAUGGGGGACUACGGGUUUGGAGUUCUGGUGAAGAACAGCAGCGGUAACAAAUCUGCUUUCCCUGUAAGGAUCCCACCUCACCUCCAACCCCAGCACCCUCACCACCCCUCCAACCCCCCUAGCCCCCCUUCCUUCGUAAACAACACCUGCUCUACAAAUGGGGGCAGUGCUUGGCUGUUCCCUACCGUAGCCCAACACAGUAACAUGCAAGAUGAGAUUCUGGAGUCAGACAAGUCCAAAGCCUUGGACCUCCAGGACAUGCAGGAAAAGUCUCAGGUCCAGACCCAGCCUCAGGCCCUGUCUCCAGGGCAGCAGGAGGCUGGGGGAGGCCUAGGAGAGCUUGAGGGAGCUCUUCCUGAAGAUGGUUCACUGGAGAAAGGUUCUUUGGAGAGCAGCGGUGGUAAGGAGAAAUUGAGGAUGGAGUCCCCAGUGUUAGGUGGAUUUGACUACCAGGACAGCCUGGGAAUGGGUACGAGCUGCGCACAGUCCACCUCCUCCUCAUCCUCACUGACCAGCUUCAACAACUGGUCCCCUGCUGUCCCAUCCACCCAGUCUCCAGUGGUCGGGGAAGACGUCGGAGGGUUCUUUGGCCCGGCUGGCUCCAACGCCAACGGACCUCCCUUGCUGUUCCAGAACUUCUCUCACCAUGCUGGCCCAGGCUUUGGGGCUGGGGGUAGUUUCUCCCCACAGAUUGGACCGGUCUCCCAGCACCACGCACCCACACCUCACCCUCAGCACUACCACCCCCACGGUCAGGGGGUCCCUCAGCAGCAUCGCCGCUCCCCAGCUAGCCCUCAUCCACCCCAGCCCUCCUUCCCUCCGCAUCCUCAUCGCACUGGACCGUUCACCCAGCUGCCCCACCUCACCCCUGCCCAGAACAAACCCCCUUCACCUUGGGGAAGCUACCAGAGUCCCUCCACUCCUACAUCCACCUCCUGGAGCCCCGGUGGGUAUGGCGGAUGGGGAGGCACACAGGGGGUUCGAGAGUAUCGGCGUGGGGUAGGUGGAGGCAUGACGGGCCUUAACUCUAUCUCCCCUCUAAAGAAGUCCUUCCCCAACAACCAGGUUCCCUCUCAGAAGUUCCCCAGAAAUAGCUCUGGCUUCAAUCACAAGGGCUGGGUGGAGGACAGUAUGAGCCGCAGUGACAGCAUCUACCCUUUCCAGCAGGAGAGAACACGGUCCUUUGAUGGUUUCAGUAUGCACUCUCUGGAGAACUCACUGAUUGACAUUAUGAGGGCUGAGCAGGAUUCCUUGAAAGGACGUUACAGCUUCUCUCACCAGGGUGGAGACGGGCCUCUACCUAUGAAUGCAAGAAGUUAUGGCAGAAGACGAGGUCAUUCCUCUCUGUUCCCCAUGGAGGACGAGCGCUCUUUUGGAGAGGACGAGUCCUGUGACCAGGGGCUUCCUGGCCUUGGAUCAGCCCACUGUUUCCCCCACCUCAAUGGUGAACGUGUGGAACGAUAUUCUCGCAAGGUGUUUGUUGGAGGGCUGCCCCCAGACAUAGAUGAAGAUGAAAUCACUGCCAGUUUCCGUCGAUUUGGUCAUUUGUUUGUUGACUGGCCUCACAAGGCAGAGAGCAAGUCCUAUUUUCCACCAAAAGGAUAUGCAUUCCUGCUGUUCCAAGACGAGAGCUCUGUUCAGGCCCUGAUUGAUGCCUGCAUUCAGGAGGAUGGCAAGCUUUACCUGUGUGUCUCCAGCCCCACCAUCAAAGACAAGCCUGUCCAGAUCCGGCCCUGGAACCUAAAUGACAGCGAUUUUGUUAUGGAUGGCUCUCAGCCAUUGGACCCGAGGAAGACUAUCUUUGUAGGAGGUGUUCCUCGUCCCUUACGUGCAGUGGAGCUUGCCAUGAUCAUGGACCGUCUGUAUGGGGGAGUGUGUUACGCUGGGAUUGACACAGACCCUGAACUCAAGUAUCCAAAAGGGGCGGGGCGAGUGGCCUUCUCCAAUCAGCAAAGCUACAUUGCAGCCAUUAGUGCCCGAUUUGUUCAGCUGCAGCAUGGGGAGAUUGAUAAACGGGUGGAAGUGAAGCCAUAUGUCUUGGACGACCAGCUGUGUGAUGAGUGCCAGGGCACCCGCUGUGGAGGGAAGUUUGCUCCUUUCUUCUGCGCCAACGUGACCUGUCUGCAGUAUUACUGUGAGUACUGCUGGGCAGCCAUCCACUCCCGGGCCGGCCGCGAGUUCCACAAGCCGCUGGUGAAGGAGGGAGGGGACCGACCACGACACAUCUCCUUCCGCUGGAACUGAGGCGAGAGGGCAAGGCAGGAUCGGGGGAGGGACUGAGAAAGGGGUAGUUAGGGAAGGGGUUUGGGUUAUGAUAUGAAAAAUAAAUGCACUUUUCUUUUAAGUUAAAAAGAAUAAUUUAUUUUUUAUUUUUAUUUUUUUUUAAUUGGGCCUUCUAAAAGAAGUAAAUGCUAAGAAGAGAGUGAAAUCCCAUUUAUGUUUUGACUUUAAGUGUGCAUGAGCAUAUGGAUGCAUUAGAUUUGGAUUUAGACGUUUUCUGACUUGACUGUACUUUCUUUUCGUGUUAGCUGGCAAAGCUGCUUACAUUUGUUGUCAAGAGUAACAUAAAAUUUAAGUGAGGUUCAUCAUACCUAAAUCAGUAUACUAACUAUGGAAGUUGAGUUUAAGAAGGGUGCAUUUUCUUACUUUUUGCUUGCAGGAUUAGAGAACAACUGUACCAUUUACCAAAGGUUGAGUGCAAAUGGUUGGGUUGAACAGAGGAGAAACACCGUUUCAGAUGGUUGGACGACUGAGUUUUUCAAACAGCUCAGUGUAUAGUAUCUGGCCACGUCAAAAAAAACAAAAACAAAAAAAAAAACAACAACAAAA